This is a messenger RNA of Helobdella robusta, 858 nucleotides long. RefSeq names its product synaptotagmin 16 (gene Syt16). The annotation marks the transcript as partial. The record is from RefSeq and is a predicted model, not a curated record. The transcript is spliced from 7 exons. NCBI's taxonomy places the organism in Eukaryota, Metazoa, Annelida, Clitellata, Rhynchobdellida, Glossiphoniidae.
UUACGCAGGCUAACGUUAAUUAUUCACGAGGCGCGUGACUUGCCCAGUCGCGAAAGGGGAGGCGCCAUCCAGACACAAGUGCGCAUGCUCCUACUGCCAAUCAAAAAGCAUCGUCACAAGACCAAAGUGGUGGUAGCAGCGGAGUCUAAUCCACAAUUUAAUGAAACUUUCGAUUUCAAAGUUCCUACAGACGACUUGACGAGCAUGGGACUUCGCAUGCGACUGUACGGAUGCGAGCGACUGAAGAAGGAUCGCCUAAUUGGAGAGACCAUCGUGAAUUUCAACCGCUUGAAUACGAACAACGUUCCAUUCUGGACACCCCUCGAUCCCCGAAGUAAUUUAAUGCACGGCGACUCAAUGAGCAGCGUCUCAAGCAACCUGACGCACAGCGAGAGUGAUUCUUCGACACAUUCACUAAACCACGCUGGAACGUUAGAGCUGAUGUUGGGCGUGGCUUACAAUGGAGUGACAGGCAGGAUGGCCGUCGAGGUUAUCAAAGGUAGUAAUUUCAAAAAUAUGGCCGCCAAGAGACCCCCAGAUACGUACGUAAAGUUGGCUCUCAUGGCCCCCAACGGUCAGGAAAUUAGUCGUUCGAAGACAUCGAUUAGGAGAGGGCAGCCUAAUCCUCUCUACAAGGAAACGUUCAUGUUCCAAGUUCCUCAAUUCCAGCUUCCCGACGUUUCUUUAAUGGUGAGUGUAUUUGUACAGAAGAGCCUCAAACGCAAGGAGAUGAUUGGCUGGUUCACAAUGGGUAGGCGUAACACAAACAGCAGCGAAGAUGAUGCCUCCCAUUGGACAGCCAUGCUGGAAAGUAAGGGCGAACAAGUGUGUAGGUGGCACGUGUUACUCGAACCUUGA